AUGGUGCCUGUCCACCGAGUCAGGGGGCAAGAGGUGAGAGAGGGUGGCCGCCGCGAACCAGAAGGACGGCGAACAGGGUCACCCACGGAGGUCAUGGAGGUGGACUCGAACACUGAGGAGGAGGAGGACCCGAAAUCAGGUGCCUCCCAGCAUGCACAGCUACAACUUUUGCUCUCGCAACGCAGUGCUGCUGACAAGGCCUAUGCACAGGCGUUGGUCCGGAUGCCAGAGCAGGAGGGAGACGUUGCAUCAGAAAGGAAUUUCCACCUCCAGCCCUGGGCAUACAGAUUGCGCUUCACCUGCCAAUGCAGCCCUUUGAGCGGCCGCGGAGCACCGCCGAGGACUUACACUUGCGCGAGCGGCUAA
Messenger RNA from Durusdinium trenchii, 366 nucleotides. NCBI's taxonomy places the organism in Eukaryota, Dinophyceae, Suessiales, Symbiodiniaceae. The record is from the annotation of a GenBank genome assembly.